CGGCGGGCUUACGGCGAGCACCGCGUGUGAGUGUUCGUUUCCGCGGAAAAAAUGCGGACCAGACUUAGGAGAGCGGCGUCCGUUUUGUCCCUCGUGCUGUGGGCGCUGACUGAGCAAGUCCUCGGGGAAGCUGGUGCUAAUCCAGACGCCAACCCAGCAGCCAAGCCCUUACCCGAUGCAAAAGCCGAAGCCACACCAGAUGCCCAAGCCAAGGCAAAAUCAUUAAGCCAUCAUGGACUUGGCGAUUACGAUUUUGGAUACGGUGGAUUUAGCUUUGGUGGAUUUAGCCACAGUGAAGCCGAUUACGGGUACAUUCCACACCAUGAUUCACAUGGAUUCAAAAGUCAAGAAGGCUACGACGAUGGAUCACUAGAGGGGUACUUCCUCAGUGGCUCGCUUGGCAUCAAUAAUUAUGGUCCGGUAUACGAUCAGGACUUCGGGCAUGCACACGGAUACGGUCACGGCUACAAGUACCUAGGAUUCGCACCUAACGAUUACCAGGGUUCAGGAUGCUACAAGGCUCACUACAUCACCAAGUACAACACAGUUUACAAGGAUGUGCCGAUUUACAAGCAGGUCUACAGGACACAAGUGAUUCCCGAGACCUAUUACCAUACAAUAUACCUCAAAGACUAUGUAACUAAAUACAAUACGAAACAACUUCCUCACUACAUAACUGAGUACACUACAGUUAAAGAUCUCAAGUAUGUAACCAAGACUGAAACUGCCUACGAGACGAAGCUGCUGCCGCAGCAUAUCACAAAAGUCGACUACGUGCCGACGUAUCAGACAGAGAAGAAGUUUAUUCCGGUCUAUAAAACAAAACAAAUCUACGAAACUGUCAUCGAAACCAAGUAUGAACCGUCGUACGUGACAGAGAUUUACACACAAAGCGACUACGAAUAUACAACGGAUUAUUUUCCGACCUACAAAACCAUAACUAAAGUCACAACAGAUUAUAAAACUCUCUGCUCCAAGCCCCUCUACGGCCAUACUUCAUAAUUAAGUGAUUCAAAGUCAAGUUCUUUAUUAAUUAAAUAAUGUUCAAUAAUGUAGAGGAAUGUUUCAAAGUUUGUUACUCGUGACUAGAAUGACAAUUUGAUAGCAUUUUUGUUAAUAACAUGUUCAUUCAGAAAUACCUGUCGAAAACAUGAAAUCGCAGGUUACUUGUGUACAUCGUCUCUCAUACUUCCUAGUGUAAAUCAUCUGAAAAAUUAUUCAUAAGUUUUUUCAGUUCAUAUGCUAUGUUAUAAAAACAAAACCAAUAAAGAUGGUCAGAGACAAACGUUUCUCGUUGAAAAUCGCUGUCAAUUUUUCAAAAAUAAGUUAAGAAGGUAAAGUUCUUUAAUGACACAAAUCCUAGUUAUUUUAAUUCCUUAUUUGUUGUGUAUGAAGCGCUAUAUCGUAUUGAGAAACACUUUAAUUUGAUUUCAUGUAAGUAUUGAUAGUAGGACUGGUGCGACUGUAAACGAGUCCAAUGUAGAGUGUCGUUUAGAGAUGUUGACUAUUUUUAAUCCCAAGUGAGAACGCCGAUUGUUUAUUAAAAUCUUUUGCGAA
Molecule: messenger RNA, 1557 nt
Organism: Hyalella azteca
Lineage: Eukaryota; Metazoa; Arthropoda; Malacostraca; Amphipoda; Hyalellidae
Product: adhesive plaque matrix protein
Exons: 3
Coding region: 52-1002 (316 amino acids)
Source: RefSeq, a predicted model, not a curated record